AUGCCUCCUGUGAAAUCUCUGGACAUCUUUUUCAACCGCACAGAGAAGCUCUUAGAAGCCAACCCCACAACGACAAAAGUUUCCAUCAAAUUGGGCGUAAAUUUCAAUGAUCACGAGAAUCCUCAAAGCAAGCACAACGUCAUAACGGUGAGAGUAUCUGAUCCAGUGAGCGGGUCCAAUUUCAAAUUCAAAGUGACCAAUAAAACUGAUAUGCUGAAAAUAUUCAGUUUCUUAGGUCCUCAUGGCAUUGAGUUACCAAUUUCUGGCCAGCAAAGCCAGAUAAAGAGUAAUGAUCAGACUCAGAGUGACAAUACUGAAGUGCCUACCACAUUUCAUAGGGGAGCCACCAGUAUUUUGGCUAAUAAGGCAUUUGAGAAGAAACCACUGAUUAUUAAGGAUUCAAGUACCGCAAAGAAAGGUGGUAAAGGUGGUAAGAAGAAGGGUAAGAAAUUUUAA
Komagataella phaffii GS115 is the source of this 456-nucleotide messenger RNA. RefSeq lists its product as hypothetical. The coding region runs from base 1 to 456 and encodes 151 amino acids. The record is from RefSeq and is a predicted model, not a curated record. The transcript has a single exon. NCBI's taxonomy places the organism in Eukaryota, Fungi, Ascomycota, Pichiomycetes, Pichiales, Pichiaceae.